AAUCACACGGGAGGGAGGCGGAGGGGGCACCUCCAAGGAGCUUUAAAUGCCUGGCUGCUACUGAGCACUGGUCAGUUCGCACAGCAGCACAGCUGAGCCAAGGACCUGUCCUCCGCUGACGCCAAAGGAGCUCCCAGCCCAGCAUGGGGCCCAGGAUGUUCCUGAAGGCUGUGGUGCUGGGCCUGGCCCUGCUGGUUGUCACCAGUGCCCAGGAAGACGUCAGUGCUGACCAGGUAGCUACUGUGGUAUGGAACUAUUUCAGCCAGCUGGGCAAUAAUGCCAAGGAGGCUGUGGAAGACCUGCGGAAGUCAGACAUUAACCACGAACUCAACAUCCUCUUCCAGGGCAAGGUUAGGGAUACGAAAGCCUACACCAGAGGCCUGCAGAAGAAGCUUCUGCCCUUUGCCACGAAGCUCUAUGAGCGCCUGACCAAGGACUCGGGGAAGGUCAAGGAGAAGAUUCAAAAGGAGCUGGAGGACCUGCGCGCCCGCCUGCUGCCCCACGCCCAGGAAGUGAGCCAGAAGAUCGAGGAGCACGUGGGAGGGCUGCAGCAGCACCUGGGGCCCUACGCCAAGGAGCUGCACUCCCAGGUCAGCAAGCAGGCAGAGCAGCUGCGCAGCCAGCUGACUCCCUAUGUGCAGCGCAUGGAGAACGUGCUGCAGGAGAACAUGGACAGCCUGCAGGCCUCCCUGAUACCUUAUGCUGACGACUUCAAGGCCAAGUUUGACAAGAACAUGGAGGAGCUCAAAGGGCGCCUCAUGCCCCACGUGGAGGGGCUCAAGGCCAAGAUCGACCAGAACAUGGAGGAGCUGCGCCGCAGCCUGGCCCCUUAUGCACAGGGCGCCCAGACAAAGCUCAACUUGCAACUGGAGGGCCUGGCUGUCCAGAUGAAGAAGAACGCAGAGGAGUUCCAGGGUAAGAUCUCGACCAACGCCGACGAACUGCAGCAGAGGCUGAUGCCCAUGGUGGAGGAUGUCCGCAGCAAGCUGAUCAGCAACACCGAGGGCCUGCAGAAGUCGGUGGCGCAGCUGAGCAGCUAUCUGGACCAGCAGGUGGAGGAGUUCCAGCGCAACAUGAAGCCCUACGAGGAGACCUUCAACAGAGCCCUGGUGCAGCAAAUGGAGCAGCUCAGACAGAAGCUGGGCCCCCAUGCGAGGGAUGCAGAAGGCCACUUGAGCUUCCUGGAGAAGGACCUGCGGGACCAGGUCAGCUCCUUCUUCAGCACCCUGGAGGAGAACCAGGACAAGCCCCUGGCCCUUGUUCUCCCAGAGGAGGCUGCUCCUGGAGCAGGGCUGGAGCAGCCCCAGGAGCAGCUGCAGGAGGAGCCCCAGGAGCAGCCCCAGAAGCAGCUGCAGGAGGAGCCCCAGGAGGAGCCCCAGGAGGAGCCCCAGGAGGAGCCCCAGGAGCAGCUGCAGGAGGAGCCCCAGGAGGAGGCCCAGGAGCAGCUGCAGGAGGAACCCCAGGAGGAGCCCCAGGAGCAGCUGCAGGAGCAGCUCCAGGAGCAGGAGCCCACCCCUUUGGAGAACUGAGCUGCCCCUGGUGUCCUCUCCCCAUCACCAUCGACAUCUGCCCUGCCUUGCCCCCUGUCUGCCCCUCAGUCCCUAAGCACUUCCUGUAUGAGCUCAAGGACACAUGCCCAGUGGGUGGUAAUGCCCCUUCUCUAUACUCAAUACAGUCGCUGAGAAACUA
Cavia porcellus (domestic guinea pig) is the source of this 1689-nucleotide messenger RNA. It is a transcript of the gene Apoa4, whose product is annotated as apolipoprotein A4. Gene Ontology annotation, biological process: reverse cholesterol transport; very-low-density lipoprotein particle remodeling; positive regulation of triglyceride catabolic process. The record is from RefSeq and is a predicted model, not a curated record. The coding region runs from base 144 to 1529 and encodes 461 amino acids. Gene Ontology annotation, cellular component: chylomicron; extracellular region; high-density lipoprotein particle. Gene Ontology annotation, molecular function: phosphatidylcholine-sterol O-acyltransferase activator activity; phosphatidylcholine binding. The transcript has 3 exons. Lineage: Eukaryota; Metazoa; Chordata; Mammalia; Rodentia; Caviidae.